AUGGAGUUUCAACACAAGAGACAGACCCAUGUGGCUCAGCAUCAAUCACAAACGCGUUACGGUUCUGGAAACCCAGACACUGAAGCGCUCUCAACUUUAGGAAUGAGAAUUCGUAAGGCCGUAUCAGAUGGCUACACUACACCUAAUGCUUCAAGUUAUAGUUAUGGCGACCAGUCAUACGUGAAUAGAAGAGUACCAUUACCAGCCGGAAUGGAUGAACCACCUUCUUUGGUAGGUUCUACCGGCUCAACAGUGGGAACAGCUUCUAACUUGUCUGAUUGGGGUAACACCGCGUCUGUGCCUGUUGCGCACCCAGUGACCAUCCCUGAGGGUCCCGUAGAAGCCUUCACCAAAAGAAAAUUUGAAGCCAACCAGGACACGGGAUAUUCAAGAUAUAGGGAAAAUGUAGACUACAGUCUGAAGUAUGGGAAUCUCCUGUUCAAUGAGGAGUUUUGA
Messenger RNA from Dujonia railenensis, 456 nucleotides. NCBI's taxonomy places the organism in Eukaryota, Fungi, Ascomycota, Pichiomycetes, Serinales, Debaryomycetaceae. The record is from the annotation of a GenBank genome assembly.